This is a messenger RNA of Fomitopsis serialis, 1635 nucleotides long. RefSeq lists its product as uncharacterized. The coding region runs from base 1 to 1635 and encodes 544 amino acids. Gene Ontology annotation, biological process: transmembrane transport. The record is from RefSeq and is a predicted model, not a curated record. Gene Ontology annotation, molecular function: transmembrane transporter activity. The transcript is spliced from 6 exons. NCBI's taxonomy places the organism in Eukaryota, Fungi, Basidiomycota, Agaricomycetes, Polyporales, Fomitopsidaceae.
AUGUCAAUCAGGUCGGACGACAGCGACGGGGACCCAGAGGUUCUGGAUCCGCACGACCCGAAGGCGACUGGCGCGCAUCCACACAAACGUUCCGAAAACUUUGUCGGCACCGCAGAAGAGGCGGAGAUGAUGGCAAACAUGACAUAUAUAGAGCGCAAGAAGUACUUGAGCCGCAUCAGGAUCGAGUGGAAUGUUUCGCCCAUUUACUGGAGAGAACAAUUCCUCAUUCGACUCGCUGAAUGCCUGAUGACUUUCGGCGCGCCGUCUCAUCGCAUCGAAGCCCAGCUCGUCUCUGCAGCUCGCGCCCUCGAGAUUGAGGCCGAAUUUGUCCACAUCCCCGGACUUAUCAUGUGCUCCUUCGGUGACAAGAUGAAGAGGGCGUCCGACCUGCGCUUCAUCAAGUGUGCCGGGAGUCUGGAUCUCGGGAGCUUGCACACGGUGCAUGUCAUGUAUCGCCGGGUGGUGCACGACGAGGUCAGCGCACAAGAAGCUGCGGCCUUCCUAAAGCACCUCCUCACAGCAAAGCCUGCCUACCGCCGCACUGUGCGAAUCAUCCUUGCAUUCUUCUUGUCUUCCAUGAUCUGUCCGCUGGCAUUCGGUGGCUCGAUUAUCGACAUGUGGGUCGCGGGCGUUACUGGGGUGUUCCUCUCGGUCAUGCAAGUGCAAGUUGCUGCUAGAUCUGCGAUGUAUGCGGCUGUCUACGAAAUCACCGUCUCCAUGAUUGUCUCCUUCGCUUCGCGCGGCUUGAGUGCUAUCCGCUCCAGUCACUUCUUCUGCUACACCGCAAUCUCUUCAUCCGGCAUCGUCGGUAUUUUGCCAGGAUUCCUGAUCCUCAGCAGUUCUCUGGAGCUUGCGUCCAAGAACAUCGUUUGCGGUAGCGUGAGGAUGGUGUACGCGUUGAUUUACACCUUGUUCUUGGGUUUUGCCCUUCAAAUCGGAUCCGACCUAUUCCUGGUGUGCGACAAGACAGCGCGGGCACAACUGGUCGCCCUGCAAGAACGCCUAAGCACCGUCGCCGUCGUCACCGGUACAUUCGUAACGGACAACGCGACCAGCAUCGCGUACGACCUCAACCAGGGCCGACCGAUCUCGGGGACCUUCACGUUCACGAACUACACCAAGAACCCAAUCGAGUCGAUCGAUGGAGGCUGCUACCGCAACAUCUACUUCCCAUGGUGGCUCCAGCCGUUCCCGUGGUGGACGCAGUUCAUCCUCGUGCCUCUGUUCUCGAUCUUAUCCUCGAUGGCAAACCUGCAGCCGUUCUGGACGCGUGAGAUGUUGGUCAUGGUGAUCAUAUCGUCUGCGGCGUAUGCAGCGAACAAGGCGGCGGAUCACUUCAUCUUCGACCGGUCAGAUAUCGUGUCUGCCAUCGGCGCGUUUGUGGUCGGGCUGCUGGGCAACCUGUAUUCAAGGAAGCUCAAAGGAACGGCGUUCACGUCGAUGGUAACUGGUGUCUUGUUCCUCGUGCCGUCCGGUCUAUCCGCAGCUGGUGGUAUCACUGCUCAAGGGAGUGGCAUUGACAUUGGAGCAGCAAUGAUAUCAGUCACCAUUGGUAUCACCGUUGGGCUGUUCAUGAGCCAGGCAUUAGUUUACAUGUUCGGGUCGCGUAAGAAUGCUGCUGUAUUCUCUUUCUAG